Messenger RNA from Acaromyces ingoldii, 2057 nucleotides. RefSeq names its product Allantoicase. Gene Ontology annotation, molecular function: ureidoglycolate hydrolase activity; ureidoglycolate lyase activity; allantoicase activity. Lineage: Eukaryota; Fungi; Basidiomycota; Exobasidiomycetes; Exobasidiales; Cryptobasidiaceae. Gene Ontology annotation, biological process: allantoin catabolic process. The record is from RefSeq and is a predicted model, not a curated record. Bases 1 to 1887 code for a protein of 628 amino acids. The transcript has 5 exons.
AUGAAUGCCGUCCACUUCAAAUCCGUGGAGCUAGUUGACUUUGACAAGGUCCUGGGAACCACGUCGACUGAGGUGUCGAGCGUCGCUCUUGGAGGACGUAUCCUGGCAUGCAGCGACGAGUGGUUUGCUCCGGCCUCGGACCUCCUCAAGGUCGGACCUGCGCCUUCGCUCAAGGGGCAAUUUGGGCCAAAAGGAGCUCUCUUUGAUGGGUGGGAGACCCGCAGGCAUAAUCCUACCUACGACUGGGUCACCCUCCGCCUCGGGCCGGCCGCUGGAAGCAAUAUCAUCGGCUUCGACGUCGACACGGCUAACUUCAACGGAAACGAGGCGCCAGAGAUCGAGAUCUUUGGAUUGCGGCUGACGCCCGCCGAGGAAAAGGCCGGCGCGGCCCCUGGGCACGACGACGCUAGGUGGACGCAACUGAUUGGCAGGGUGCCAUGCAAUCCAUCAUCGCGGCACCUCUACGCAACUGCCAAUGGCGAGACCACUCCGAUCUACACGCACGUCAAGCUUCACAUGAUCCCAGAUGGCGGAAUUGCCAGAUUCCGCGUCUACGGCACGGUGCCCCCGCCGCCUGUGGGUCUCGGCGUCAAUGAACACCCGUCGGCGACCGAGCAAGGAGGCACCGACGAAAACCUCAAUGUCCUUGAUUUGGCUCACGUGCUCAACGGCGGUCGUGUUGUCUUCACGAGCGAUCAGCACUUCGGCAUCGGACCAAAUGUUCUUCUGCCUGGCCGGGGAAAGGACAUGGGAGACGGCUGGGAAACGAAGCGUUCGCGAGCACCAGGACACAGGGACUGGCUCAUCAUCAAGCUCGGCGAGCCGGGCUACCUGUCGUAUGCGGAGGUUGACACGAUUCACUUCCUCGGCAACUUUCCCGAGUCGGUCGAGCUUCACGCCACAUCUUUCGACGGCCAGCUUCCUCCCGAAGACUCGUCGGUCGAAUGGACCUCGAUUCUGCCCCGAACAAAGACCGGGCCCGGCAAGCAGCACUUUUUCGGACUGUCGCAGGUCGAGGGCAGAGCAUACACGCACGUCAAGGUGACGAUGCACCCCGACGGCGGCAUCAAGCGGGUCAGGCUCGUGGGUAGGCGUGCAGGGCCACUUGCAAACCGCGCCGCAAAAGAUUUGCCCGCGGUUCCCGUCCCUGGCUCGCUGGACAAGGACUUGCCAACGCACCCAAAUAAUCCACUGAAUGCCAUCACCAGUGCGGCCACGGCGGCUGGCGCGACCCUCGCCGGCUUCAUUUCAGGUUCAUCUGCCGGUUCCAACGUUGGCCACACGAUGAAAGAGGCCACCAAGACGCCUGCGGGCGUGGCGCUUCUCAAGGCCAAGCCGCUCACCCCCGAGGCCUACGCUACCUUCGGUGACGUCGUUGGCUCUCCCCAAGCCAGCGGAUUGGAGCAGGCCGCCCAGUCGUCAUACAAGACGGUGAAUCAAGGGACAGCGGCCAAGUACGCUAGCCAGUCGCUCGUCAACAGCACCUACCCCAUCUCAGCCGAAGCACAGACAUGGCUACACACCUACCGGUGCAAGGCUGUCGAGCAGCUUCCCUUCCCCGUAAAGGUCCUCGAGAGGCACCGCUUCACUUCGCAAACUUUCUUGCCGCUGGGUGCCGCGUCAGGCGACAAGCCAACAGCUGCCUACCUCGUCAUUGUUGCCGCCAAUGGGCCCGACGACAAGCCAGACCUGUCGACGCUGUCUUGCUUCUCGGCAAACGCCUCACAGGGCAUUACCUACCGCGCUGGCACCUGGCAUCAUCCCAUGGUUGCUCUCGGAAGCGGUCAGACUGAUUUUGCUGUCGUCGUCAACGAAAGCGACAAGGAGCCCGCGCUCAACUGCGACGAGGUCUACUACGACGACGCCGUGGCGGCCGUCUCUCUCUGAUGCAUAUAAAAGCGAGGGUAUGCCCUUUGCUCCAAUCUGCCCUUUUUCUCAUAGACCACGUUAUAGACAAAAGUGGCAUCAGUCUGUCGCAAGGCUGUGUGAUGACUGCGAAAUUCGAAAUUGAUGCAAUUUCCUCCAGCAUGUAUAAAGAAGAGUAGCUCAAUCUUGGU